UCUCAUUUCCAUUGUUUUUCAUCAAUUGCUAAAGAACUACUUUUCUGUUUCUUCUUUUUUUUUCUGUUUCUUUCCUUAUUCCCCAACUACCCAUAAAAAGAAAAAAAAAUGGGUUGUGGGGAAUCAAAACAAGCUGUUGCCACAGAGAACACUCUCACCAAGAGCAAGAAGAAAAGCAAUAACCCAGAAAAAUAUAAUCCUCCAGUUGACAAUGACAAGCUCAACAACAACGAAACAAAUUGUGUGAAGAAUAACGACAGUGCCCACGAAAAUGUGAAGGAAAAUGAAAAAUUAGAGGAGAAUAACGAAAAAUGCAAUGAAGAGAAGAAAACGUUGGAAAGUGAAAAGGAAAUCGAGAAAAAAGCUGAUGAGUCAGUUUUGGAGGGAAAAAACAAAAAUGAUGAAGAGGAAUUAACAGUUGAAGGAGGUGAAAAAGAAAAUGUGGCCGAGAAGAAUGAUGAUCAUCAUGGGACAAUUGAGCCCAUAGUCACGGCCGAGGACAUUUCACCUCACGAAAAAGAGGUGUUGAAAGUGAAUGAAGAUAACGCGGACGAACCUAAAUCUUCUGGGGAGGACAAAACUUCUGCAGAUAAAAAUGAUACUGCAAUUGUUGCAUCACCGUCUGAUGUGAAGGCAAAUUGAAGGAAAAGCUACAAAUUGUAGAAGUUGUUUCCAAUUUCUUGUUUGUUUGUCAGAGUCAAUGUUAUCGAUCAUUCAUUUGUUUGUUGAUUACUUGACACAAUCAAUUUGCUUCAUUUGUAUCAUUGUAUGACAACAUCAAACAAGUACUAUUGAUCGUCACCAUACCUUUGAAUUGCUUUAUCAAUU
Messenger RNA from Striga asiatica, 828 nucleotides. The record is from the annotation of a GenBank genome assembly. NCBI's taxonomy places the organism in Eukaryota, Viridiplantae, Streptophyta, Magnoliopsida, Lamiales, Orobanchaceae.